CGAUGAUAUUCAGCCCCUCGUUUGCGACAAUGGUACCGGAAUGGUCAAGGCUGGAUUUGCUGGAGACGAUGCUCCAAGGGCGGUAUUCCCGAGCAUAGUGGGGCGGCCUCGUCACACGGGUGUAAUGGUAGGCAUGGGACAAAAGGAUGCUUAUGUGGGCGACGAGGCUCAAUCGAAGAGGGGUAUUUUGACACUAAAAUAUCCGAUCGAGCAUGGUAUUGUCAAUAAUUGGGAUGAUAUGGAGAAGAUUUGGCAUCAUACUUUCUACAACGAGCUUCGUGUGGCACCUGAAGAACACCCGAUUCUUUUGACCGAAGCUCCUCUUAACCCUAAGGCAAAUCGAGAAAAGAUGACUCAGAUUAUGUUCGAGACGUUUAACGCCCCUGCUAUGUAUGUUGCGAUUCAGGCUGUUCUCUCCCUUUACGCCAGCGGUCGUACAACCGGUAUUGUUCUCGAUUCGGGUGAUGGUGUGAGCCACACAGUCCCGAUAUACGAGGGCUAUUCUCUACCACACGCGAUUCUCCGUCUCGAUCUUGCGGGCCGUGACCUAACAGACGGCCUGAUGAAGAUACUCACAGAGAGAGGCUACUCUUUCACCACCACAGCCGAACGAGAAAUCGUGAGAGACAUCAAGGAGAAGCUAGCCUACAUUGCCCUAGACUACGAGCAAGAGCUCGAAACAGCAAAAACAAGCUCGUCCGUGGAGAAGAACUACGAGCUGCCCGACGGGCAGGUCAUCACUAUCGGUGCGGAAAGAUUCCGUUGCCCUGAGGUUCUUUUCCAGCCUUCCAUGAUCGGAAUGGAAGCUGCCGGAAUUCACGAGACCACGUAUAACUCGAUCAUGAAGUGUGAUGUUGAUAUUAGGAAGGACUUGUACGGAAACAUUGUACUUAGUGGUGGGUCCACUAUGUUCCCUGGUAUUGCUGACCGAAUGAGUAAGGAAAUUACGGCUUUAGCCCCGAGUAGUAUGAAGAUUAAGGUGGUGGCCCCACCUGAGAGGAAGUACAGUGUCUGGAUUGGUGGCUCUAUUUUGGCCUCCCUCAGCACAUUCCAGCAGAUGUGGAUAGCGAAAGCAGAGUACGACGAAUCCGGGCCGUCGAUUGUUCACAGGAAGUGCUUCUAAGAUGAAUGAUGAAGAGAGAGUGAAUUAUACAAACUAUUUAUGCUAUUUCAGUUGCUUUUUGAAUUUUUGAAUUUUUUUUAAAGAUGUGAAGAAUGGAUCUUUUUCAUUUUCUUUUUCUUAUUUAUAUUUUGUCUUCUAGAAAACCUGUUUUUUGUAUUUCUAUUAUGGUGAUUUGAGUUUUUGGUUGAAGGU
This is a messenger RNA of Erythranthe guttata (spotted monkey flower), 1315 nucleotides long. NCBI's taxonomy places the organism in Eukaryota, Viridiplantae, Streptophyta, Magnoliopsida, Lamiales, Phrymaceae. The record is from RefSeq and is a predicted model, not a curated record.